This is a messenger RNA of Cooperia oncophora, 669 nucleotides long. The record is from the annotation of a GenBank genome assembly. NCBI's taxonomy places the organism in Eukaryota, Metazoa, Nematoda, Chromadorea, Rhabditida, Trichostrongylidae.
AUGAACCAUGAGUUUGUGGUCAUGAAGGAAAUGAAUGUUAGCAACGUUGAAGAGGCAGAGCAUGGACUUGCGGAUGACACUUCGAGCGAUGAGCUCGAGCCGGUGGAUGACCAUAUGGAGGAGGAGCAUGAGUUAUCGGCGGAUGAUUUGUUCCAGUUUGAGCCACUGUCCGAGCAGAAAAUCGCACAAGCAGCUGAGAGCUACCGCAUUCAAGAACAGGCCAUAGAGCGUAAUCACUACGAACUCGAUAACCUUGAUCAGAUCAUCCUGAAGAACUCAGACCCGUUGCCAAAUCGUACAUUUGCGGGCAUCAACUCCGUAGAGAUGUGUGAGUCUGGACAAGCGGAAUGUGUUCAGCCGUUUGCGAAGAUUCGUCCUCUUAUUGUGACAUCGCCGAAUCACCACCUGAUGUCAUGCCUCAUUCAAAAAACCAUGUCCACAGUGAUGUCGGCCAUAUUCUGUUUUCUUGUGCGAGAAAAAGAAUUCAUCGAUGCCGGUCGCAGUAUUCUUAGAGAAUAUCCUGACAUACGGUGGGUUGUCUCUAUUUUCCUUAAAUUUUCUGUCAUUUUCCUUGUUCUUCAUACAAAGACGUUUCCAUCGAUUACCGAACAAAGGAGAAGAGCACAAACGCACCGUGAACCAUAUAUUAGAUUCUAUAGUCUUCUCCAC